Molecule: messenger RNA, 1545 nt
Organism: Trichoderma harzianum CBS 226.95
Lineage: Eukaryota; Fungi; Ascomycota; Sordariomycetes; Hypocreales; Hypocreaceae
Exons: 3
Coding region: 1-1545 (514 amino acids)
Source: RefSeq, a predicted model, not a curated record
AUGCGUUUUCAGCCUCAGGUUACAGCUCUUGUCUUUGGGACGCUUGUAACAUCCAUCCUCGUAGAACCAAACGUUGGGUGCAGCAUCAGCCAAUAUAUCAACGUGCCUACCACUAGUGGCCUUAUUACCGGACAUGUUCCACCGAACUCAGACUGUGUUGUCGAAUUCUUGGGCAUCCCCUAUGCACAGCCACCAGUCAGUCAGUUACGAUUUGAAGCUCCCGUCAAGCUCAACGCCAGUUCAAACCCUUUAAUAGCUUCAAAGUAUGCGGCAGACUGUCCUCAUCCAAGAAACAUAAACCUUUCCGGCUACCCUGGUUUCACUCCACAGGACCCAAAGUGUGUUGCAGAUUUCUUGGUCGAUGAUGCUUCCAAGCCCGUCUUAGUCUUCUUCUUUGGCAGAGGAUUCAAUUUUGGAGGCACUGACACCCCGUUCUACAACGGUAAAUACUUUGCAGACGCUCAGGAUGUCGUUGUUGUUACGGUGAACUACCGAAUUGACGUCUUUGGCUUCCCUGGCGCCCUAGGCCAGCCUGCUAACCUUGGCCUUCGCGAUCAGCGCGUUGGUGUUGAAUGGGUUCGCGAUAAUAUUGCCGCGUUUGGUGGUAAUCCUGAGAAGAUCACUAUCUUUGGACAGUCUGUUGGGGGUGAGGCAGUCAACUUUUGGGCCUACGCUUAUGAGCAAGAUACUAUUGUCAGUGGCAUCAUCGCUCACUCUGGCAACGCUUUCAGUUUUCCUUUUAACACUGCCGCUACCGUUGAGAAUAAUUGGAAUACCAUUGUCGCAGGAGUGAACUGUACAAGUGAAGAAGAUCAAUUAGCUUGCGUCCGACAAGUCGAUUGGCAAAACAUCCUGGCGAUUUCGGAAACAAUCAGACCUCUUCCAAGCGACAACUUCUUGAGAUCCAUCUCCCAUUUUGAUCCCUUCCCCGAUGAUGAGGUUGUCUUCUCUGACUACAUCAACCGAACCACUGCCGGUCACUUUGCCAAGGUACCUAUCAUGCUUGGAAAUACGAACAACGAAGACGGCUUCUAUCGUCUCGUUCCAUUUGCCCAAAUAUGUCUUCUACCGACCUCUCAAGAUGUGACGCAGUUUCUUCUCGAAUCCUUUACGUGCCCAGUAACCUUUCAAGCUGCCGCUCGUCGCAACCAUGGGGUUCCAGCAUGGACCUUUCGAUAUAUGGCGGAUUGGGAUAAUACUCGUCUAUACAGCACGAACGACAGCACGAGUGGAGCUUACCACAUGGUCGAUUUACAUAUGAUAUUCGGGGCUUCGGAAGAUGUUACCGGACCUCCAACGACAACAGACCAAAGAAACCUGACAUACAUUAUGCAAAAGGCCUGGGCCUCUUUCGCUAACGAUCCUGUCGACGGCCUUGCCAGACUGGGAUGGCCACAGUUUGAUCAGAAUGAGAAUUCGUACUUCUUGCUUGGAAAAAACAACAUCCCUUCAGCCGAAUUCGUGGCCCCCUCGGAAUGGAACUCCCCGUGUUCCACUGUUACCUUUGGUCUUUUCGGAACGUCUGCACCAACGCCUUCCCCUUGA